Molecule: messenger RNA, 1827 nt
Organism: Tinamus guttatus (white-throated tinamou)
Lineage: Eukaryota; Metazoa; Chordata; Aves; Tinamiformes; Tinamidae
Source: RefSeq, a predicted model, not a curated record
AUGGAUUGGUGGAGGGGGCUCCUGUCUGCAGAAUUCUUCGAAAUGCUGGAAAAAAUGCAGGCACCAAAACUGGAAGAACAGAGAGCUGGAAACCAAAAGCAUAAGGAGGACUACAUCCCGUACCCCAGCAUCGACGAGGUCAUCGAGAAGGGGGGCCCGUAUCCCCUUGUCAUCCUGCCCCAGUUCGGGGGGUACUGGAUCGAAGACCCUGAAAACCUGGGCACCCCCACCUCGUCCGACAGCAGCGUCUGCGAGGAGGAGGAGGAGGGUUUGAGCCCCGGUGCCGGCGGCUACCGGCUGGAGUGCAAGGGGGCCGUGGGGGCGUACCGCAGGCACUUCCUGGGCAAGGAUCAUUUAAAUUUUUAUUGCACAGCCAGCAGCCUGGGAAAUCUGAUCCUUUCUAUUAAGUGUGAAGAGGCAGAUGGCACUGAGUAUUUAAGGAUUAUACUCAGGUCCAAGGUGAAGACGCUGCACGAGCGCAUCCCCCUGGCCGGGUUCAGCAAGCUCCCCAGCAUCCCGCAGAUCGCCAAGGCUUUCUGCGACGACGCCUCGGGGCUGAAGUUCAACCCGGUGCUGUACCCCAAGGCAUCCCAGAUGAUCGUGUCCUACGACGAGCACGAGGUCAACAACACCUUCAAGUUCGGUGUCAUCUACCAGAAGUUCCGGCAGACCCUCGAGGAAGAGCUGUUUGGAAACAACGAGGAGAGUCCUGCCUUCAAGAGCUUCCUGAGUUUGCUGGGGGACACCAUAACCCUGCAGGACUUCAAAGGCUGGAGCGCGGUUCUCGGCGCGGGCACGUCGGGAAUCGUGGAGCUGUCGGGCAUUGGAGGACUUCAAAGGCUGCAGAGGAAGCGGCACAUCGGCAACGACAUCGUGGCGCUCAUCUUCCAAGAGGAGAACACGCCGUUCGUGCCGGACAUGAUCGCCUCCAACUUCCUUCACGCCUACGUCGUGGUGCAGCUGGAGAACCCGCAGGCUGAGAGCCCAUCCUACAAGGUGUCGGUGACAGCGCGGGAGGACGUGCCCUCGUUCGGGCCCCCGCUGCCCAGCCCGCCCGUGUUCCACAAGAGCCCCGAGUUCAGGGAGUUCCUGCUCACCAAGCUCAUCAACGCCGAGAACGCCUGCUGCAAGUCGGACAAGUUCGCCAAGCUGGAGGACCGGACACGCGCGGCGCUGCUGGACAACCUGCACGACGAGCUGCACGAGCACACGCAGGCCAUGCUGGGCCUGGGGCCCGAGGAGGACAAGCUGGAGAACGGCGGCCACGGCGGCUUCCUGGAGUCCUUCAAGGUGAGCGGCGAGCGCAGCGGCGGCUCCCCGCGCUGCAGGACCGGCGGCAUCACCCACAACAGCGCCUAGGUCACCAAGGCCACCUUCUCCCCCCCAGUGCCCGUGGCCACAGCCAAGAACACGUCCCGCAGCCCCAUCAAGCGGCGCUCGGGGCUCUUCCCGCGCCUGCACACGGGGUCCGAGAGUCUGCCGGAGGGCAGAGCGCGAUGUGACAGCACCUCCGGAGCGCAGCGGACGCCAGACAUGGGACACACGGCGCAGGAUGCGAGGGCUGAGACCUCCUCCAACCCCAGCUCCCCCGAGAUCUGCCCCAGCAGGGAGAGCCAGCCCUCCACCGCGUCGCCCUUCAAGCAGGACGUCUUCGUCUACAGCGCGGUGCCCGGCAGCGAGAGCCCCGGCGGGGCCGCCGCCACCCCUGUCAUCAUGAGCCGCAGCCCCACAGAUAUAAAGAACAGGAACUCUCCGAGGUCAAACCUGAAGUUUCGCUUCGACAAGCUCAGCCACUGCAGCUCCAGCACGCGGCAGUCAGUCGCGUAG